This is a messenger RNA of Kuraishia capsulata CBS 1993, 273 nucleotides long. RefSeq lists its product as uncharacterized. NCBI's taxonomy places the organism in Eukaryota, Fungi, Ascomycota, Pichiomycetes, Pichiales, Pichiaceae. The transcript is spliced from 2 exons. The coding region runs from base 1 to 273 and encodes 90 amino acids. Gene Ontology annotation, cellular component: EKC/KEOPS complex. The record is from RefSeq and is a predicted model, not a curated record.
AUGUCAGAUUUCAAUCAUACCCUGGCGUUUUCGGUGCCGUUCGAGACGGCGAGACAGGCUCAGAUAGCGCAGAGAGCCCUCGAUCCAGAUCCAAUCCUGAAACCGAGCGAGCUCUCGGUUGAAUAUUCCACGGAGGAUACGUUUCUUAAGAUUGAUUUCAAAGGAAGGAGUGAUCGCGUGAUACGGGUGGCUGCGAACAAUGUGUUAGAGAACCUCAAGACUGUGGUGGAAUGCAUGGAUGAGUUCGAGGGACAGAAGGAUGUGUGCAUUUAG